This is a messenger RNA of Archocentrus centrarchus (flier cichlid), 1296 nucleotides long. It is a transcript of the gene rab34b, whose product is annotated as RAB34, member RAS oncogene family b. NCBI's taxonomy places the organism in Eukaryota, Metazoa, Chordata, Actinopteri, Cichliformes, Cichlidae. The record is from RefSeq and is a predicted model, not a curated record. The transcript is spliced from 11 exons. The coding region runs from base 138 to 902 and encodes 254 amino acids. Gene Ontology annotation, molecular function: GTP binding; GTPase activity.
GUCAUUUUGCUCUGGGAUUUGUUUCAUCGGCAGACUUUGGAUAUCUCAUCAUAUCCUCUUCAGAGAAUGAAAAGUGUGUGUGUUGUGGUGACUGCUUGAAGGAGUUGUGUGUUUGUGCAUCGAUCAGCUGCAUCAGCAUGUUGCCACCUGUGAAGAAGGACCGGGUUAUUACUCAGCUCCCAAAGUGUUUUAGUCCAGAUGCAGCGCUGCACACCAAAGACAGCUUCCACCCGCAUGUGAAGGCUGCAUGCCAGGUACAGAAAGCAGGCACAGUGAGCUUUAACGUUGCUAAGGUCAUUGUCGUGGGUGAUGUUGCAGUUGGGAAAACGUGUCUGAUCAGCAGGUUCUGUAAGGGUGCCUUUGAGAAGAACUACAAAGCAACUAUAGGGGUGGAUUUCGAGAUGGAGCGCUUUGAGGUGCUUGGUGUUCCCUUCAGUUUACAGCUGUGGGAUACAGCAGGUCAGGAGCGGUUCAAGUGUAUCGCUUCCACCUAUUACAGAGGAGCACAAGCCAUUAUAGUCGUGUUUGAUCUAAGCACCGUGAACUCAUUAGCUCAUGCGAGGCAGUGGCUGGAAGAAGCUAUGAAGGAAAAUGAUCCAUCCAGUGUUUUAUUGUUCCUUGUUGGUACCAAGAAGGACCUCAGCUCUCCUGACCAGCUGGCUCAGAUUGAGCAGGAAGCCAUGAGGCUCUCUGAGGAAAUCAAAGCGGAGUACUGGGCCGUGUCUGCAAAGUCAGGAGAUGGUGUCAAGGACUUCUUCUUCCGUGUGGCUUCUUUGACUUUUGAGGCCAACGUUUUAUCUGAGCUGGAAAGAAGUGGGUCGAGACACGUUGGUGACAUAAUCAGGAUCACAGACAGCACAGAAACCAGCCGUAAACCAAGAAAGAAACCCAACUGCUGCUGAGAUCCAACAAAUAUCUGCCUGCAUAUUCUGAAGCAACUACACAGCAACACAAAAUGGGACAAUCAGCAGGAAUAUUAAGAUGAAAUAUGGACUCUGGGACUCUGAAUAUCAUGAGUAGACCCCCCCCCUCCCAUGAAAGCAAUGUCGCAGUGCUCGCCAACGACCUGAGAAGGAAUCAGGAAUAGGUCAAGUUGUAAAUUCUAAGUUGAGCCUGUAAACAAGUCUGUCAGCUGACUGAUUUGAGCAGUGUAAUCUCAGGAAUGUUUACAGCUGACUGUGGCCACAACAAACAGGCCAUUGUGAUGUCCUUGAUUCUGUAAACAUUUAUGAGAAGAGGAAGAUUAUUCUCUAUCACAUCCACCAUUAAACUGCAUUUUGUUGAUGCCUUUAAAAC